AGCGGGUGUCGCGAAGCCGCCGCUGCCGUAAAGCGUGGGCGGAGCCGCAAAGCGUCCCCGGCGGAGGGAGGCGGCGCAGUAAGAUGGCGGCUGGGCAGCAGCCCGGGGAAGGAGGAUCUCGGCCUGAGCGGGCCCGGGGCCGCUGGGAGUAGGUCUUUCAGCAAAUCUACAGAGCCAGUUUCCCAGGUGCUGCUGGGUCUGUGUGGUGGAUAGAAGUAGGAAAGGUUCACCCUGAACAAAGAUGUCGGAAAAGGGGAGUAGCACCGAUGGAAAAACAGAUAUAGCCAAUGGGAGCUUAUCCAGCAGCCCUGAAGAAAUGUCUGGAGCAGAGGAGGGACGAGAGACCUCCUCAGGCAUAGAAGUAGAGGCCUCUGACCUCAGCCUGAGCCUCACUGGGGAUGACGUAGGGCCCAACCGCACCAGCACAGAGAGCCGGGACACAGACACGGAGAGCUCGGGAGAGGAAAAGGACUCGGACAGCAUGGAUGACACGGGCCACUACUCGAUCAAUGAGGAGAACCAGGCCCAUGACCGGUCCCACUCAGACGAGGAGGAGGAAGAAGAGGAGGAGGAGGAGCAGCGGUCCCGGCGACGUGCCCAGCGCAAACGUGCCAACCACGAUCAAGACUCCUCGGAUGAUGAGCGGGCGCUGGAGGACUGGGUGUCCUCGGAGACGACUGCUCUUCCUCGGCCCCGCUGGCAGGCUCUGCGUGCCCUCCGGGAGAGGGAGCUGGGCUCCAGCUCACGCUUUGUCUACGAGGCCUGCGGGGCCAGGGUCUUUGUGCAACGUUUCCACCUCCAGCACGGCCUCGAGGGGCACGGUGGCUGUGUCAAUACCUUGCACUUUAACCAGCGUGGCACGUGGCUGGCCAGUGGCAGCGACGACCUUAAGGUGGUGGUUUGGGACUGGGUCAGGAGACAGCCGGUGCUGGAGUUUGAGAGUGGCCACAAGAGCAACGUCUUCCAGGCUAAGUUCCUCCCCAACAGCGGCGACUCGACUCUAGCCAUGUGCGCUCGGGAUGGCCAGGUCCGGGUAGCCGAACUCUCUGCCACCCAGUGCUGCAGAAACACCAAGCGCGUGGCACAGCACAAGGGAGCCUCACAUAAGCUGGCCCUAGAGCCGGAUUCUCCAUGCACUUUCUUAUCAGCUGGCGAAGAUGCUGUGGUCUUCACCAUUGACCUGAGACAAGACCGCCCUGCUUCGAAACUGGUUGUGACAAAGGAGAAAGAAAAGAAAGUGGGUCUCUACACCAUUUAUGUGAAUCCCUCUAAUACGCACCAGUUUGCUGUGGGUGGCAGGGAUCAGUUUGUCAGGAUUUAUGAUCAGCGGAAAAUAGAUGAAAAUGAAAACAAUGGCGUGCUUAAGAAGUUCUGCCCUCACCACCUGGUAAACAGCGAGUCCAAAGCUAACAUCACCUGUCUCGUGUACAGCCACGAUGGAUCAGACCUCUUGGCCAGCUACAAUGACGAAGACAUCUAUCUCUUCAACUCUUCUCACAGCGACGGGGCAGAGUAUGUCAAGAGAUACAAGGGGCAUCGCAAUAAUGCCACAGUGAAGGGUGUUAAUUUCUACGGCCCGAAGAGCGAGUUCGUGGUGAGUGGCAGUGACUGUGGACACAUCUUCCUGUGGGAGAAGUCAUCCUGCCAGAUUGUGCAGUUCAUGGAGGGCGAUAAAGGAGGAGUGGUAAACUGCCUGGAGCCUCACCCUCACCUUCCUGUCCUGGCCACCAGCGGGCUGGAUCACGAUGUCAAGAUCUGGGCACCGACCGCGGAGGCGCCCACUGAGCUCGCCGGACUGAAGGAGGUGAUCAAGAAGAACAAGCGGGAGCGAGACGAGGACAGUUUGCACCACACUGACCUGUUUGACAGCCACAUGCUGUGGUUCCUCAUGCACCAUCUCCGACAGAGACGUCAUCACAGGCGCCGAAGAGAACCCGGAGCAACCGAUGGUGACUCGGACGAGUCCCCCAGCUCCUCUGACACCUCGGACGACGAAGAGGAGGGGCCAGAUCGGGUGCAGUGCAUGCCUUCGUGAGGCCACCGUGGCCGGAGAAGCCCUUGGAAGGGUGGGGUGAAGGGAGGAGACAAAAAAAAAAAUCUCUACUAACAAACACUUUCAGCUUUUUAUUGGAAUGUUAAGGAACCCCCAACUCCUCCUCCCCCCGUGGGCCCUGGGGCGACCAGCUCAGCAAGAUGCACUUUUGGACUCGUCUUUGCUUUAGGGGCUUCAGGAGCCCUUGCCAGGAAGGGGAGGGGGCAGAGUGUCAGAGAGAGAGAGACGGAGCAUUAGCCCCUGGUCUCCCCGUGUGGAUCUGCCUGGAGGAAGGAAGGGGGCCUGUGGAGAGGCCUGUGUUCUUUUGGUACUAGAAGAUGUUUCCGGAGGAGGGCGCGCUUGGCUGCCAUGCAUGCCUCUUCCCAAGAGCUUCUCUCCAGCCUGCGUUGAGUUGUUGUUUUUUUUUGUUUUGUUUGUUUUUUCCCCCUUCCUCUCCUGGAUCUGUUGGCGUGGGCCCGAGAGGCGUUCUGCAAGCUUG
Mauremys reevesii (Reeves's turtle) is the source of this 2531-nucleotide messenger RNA. It is a transcript of the gene DCAF8, whose product is annotated as DDB1 and CUL4 associated factor 8. The transcript is spliced from 14 exons. The record is from RefSeq and is a predicted model, not a curated record. Gene Ontology annotation, cellular component: cytoplasm; Cul4-RING E3 ubiquitin ligase complex. Gene Ontology annotation, molecular function: protein binding. Bases 242 to 2035 code for a protein of 597 amino acids. NCBI's taxonomy places the organism in Eukaryota, Metazoa, Chordata, Testudines, Geoemydidae.